This is a messenger RNA of Anneissia japonica, 3870 nucleotides long. RefSeq names its product nucleolar and spindle-associated protein 1-like. Bases 137 to 1516 code for a protein of 459 amino acids. The record is from RefSeq and is a predicted model, not a curated record. Gene Ontology annotation, cellular component: mitotic spindle; microtubule; nucleolus. Gene Ontology annotation, molecular function: microtubule binding. The transcript has 8 exons. Gene Ontology annotation, biological process: mitotic chromosome condensation; establishment of mitotic spindle localization; mitotic cytokinesis. NCBI's taxonomy places the organism in Eukaryota, Metazoa, Echinodermata, Crinoidea, Comatulida, Comatulidae.
GUUUUAGGAGGUAGAUUCGAACUGGUGUAUGGCAUGGUUUAUGGUCUCGGAAAGCGUUUGUUUGUUUGUUUAUGUUGUUUGAUCUGUAAAAAGUCAUCAUAAGUCAUUGUUUUCAGGUUCAGUAAUAUUAUAUAAAAUGGAUAAAGAUUAUCUAAAGACCCUAAAAUAUUCAGAAUUGCAAAAAUUGGCCAAGAAAAAUGGGAUUCGAGCUAACCAGAAGGCCGAUAAGCUUAUUGCUGCACUCAAUCAGAAGGGGGCUACUACAACAAACAAGAGUGUUUCACCACAGAAAAAAAGAAAAUCUGCUUGCAAACGUGACAUGACAAAUGUUUUAACACCACAGUCGCAAGAAGAGACUGCAGCAGUUCAAAAACCAGCACACAAGGUACGCCUUGUUACCCCAAGGUCCCUCAUGACUCCCAAGAAUACCAUGAGGAGCAACAUCACCCCAAGCAGUGCCAGGGUUGUCAACAUGCCAAAAUCUGCAACUCCUCAUCCAAGAAAGUCAAUCGGUGCUACAAACAGUGUUCGCAGACAAUCUGUUAAAUCUGAGACACCAAGAAGCUUUGCGCAAAAAAGGAAGUCGAAAUCAGUGUCUCGUAGAACAUCACCAAGAAUUGCAGCACAAGAAACAACUAAGCAGGACCAAAGUGGUGAGGAUAAGAAAGUCCGCCGUUCAACGUUUGAAAUAAAAAAUGAUGACGCUACUGGUACUAAGAACAAUGACAAUGCACCUGCAAAGGUGAAAGAGCCAGCAAAAGCUAACUGCAACAUUCCUCGGUUCUCAGCAUUUUUAGCUGAAAAAAAGAGAGCUACAUUGGCAACAACCUCAGCAACAAAGGACUGGAGCAAGGUACACAAAAGACAGUUCGAUAAGAUGGAGUCCAUUGACGACUACCUCGCACGAAAAAGGCAAAGAACUGACGAGCUGACUUCAUCUGUCAAGAAAGCAAAGACUUUGACAGAACGUACAAAAAAUGCUGUAGAGAAUCUAAAAGCUUAUCGUACACCACCUGCAAGUGCUAACAAGAAACGCAGGUUAUCUAAGGCAGCACCAGUCCCCCCACCAUCUUUCCAGUCGCCAGUCUUUGUACCGAAAGUGACAUCAACAAAGAACAUGAGUGUGAAGUUUGACAAGGGUACCAAGUCGUCGUCGGUGUUUGUAUUCAAGGGGACGAGUGCCAGGAAGUCCCUCAAUGCCAGUGAAGCUCGCAAGUCGGUUGGCUCUGCACUGACACCCUUCAAGUUCAAAGGGACUGGAAACACAAACACCCCAGGACCUGUAUCGGCCAAGAAGGCAACCUUUGACCUGAAGGCUAGCUUGGCUAAACCGCUAUCAUAUAAGCCGUAUACAGGUAAGCUGAGUGACAACAAGAAAUUGAAUGUAGAACAAGCAAAAGAGAACCUGAAAAAGCCGAAGGUGACGAGCAUGGCAGAGAGGCGAGCAAAUGCAGUGAAGCAGAGAUGUGUCAAAAAAAGUAAUGCUAUAAAUGCAAGGCGUGGCAUCAAGGUGUAAGCAUCUGCAGGUAGAUAGUUUUACCAGAUUAUCUAAGAUCUGUCCACACUAUCAAAGUGAUUUGCCUAUAUAUGGGCAGAAUGGUGUCAUCACACCCAUAUUUGGGUAUAGCACGGUAUGGAUAAGUUGUAUAUAUAUAUAUUGUACAUUCUUUUUGAAAGCAUUUUAGACCAUUUUUAGAAUAAUGUACUAUGUUGUAUUUUCUAAUCUUUGUUUUUGUUAUAUGUACAAGCAUGCAGUUUUAGGAUUCUCCUUUUUUGGCUUGUAAAUAGAAUUUCUGUUUUUAUAAAGUACUGGUCCUUUAUAUAUUGAAAUAAAAUGAUUUACAAAUAAUACAAUACUUCUUAGCUGAAUGUGCUAUGUUAUAUGGACAACUCUCUUGUAAAGUAUUACUUUUUUAAUGCAUCCCAACUGUCAAUUAUAAUUGUAACAGUGUUUAUCGAAAGAUGCAACAGUGUUUGAAUCUAAGCAAAUAACUUAAGCAGAGCACUUAAGCAGAGCACUCACCGCGUUGUACGACGGUCGCAAGACCGCUGCACAGCGGUCGUAAGACCGUUGGCCGAAAAAAUCCCACUCCAUUCCCUGUGAGCGAUAGACGACCCAACAGCGUCUGCCGAUUGUCAGUGACACUCUGAACGGUCUGUCAUUAAAAACAAUAUUUUGUGCUCACGGUAUGGCACUGUGAUCUCCAUAGAAUUGGGGCAGUGAAUGCUUUGAUUAGAUCUGUUUUACUCUGCCUGUAAGCUCUCUAGAUUCUGUGAUAUCAUUUAAUGAAAUUAUUAGGAUGAAUGUAAAAGUAUUUCUUGAAGAUAUAAGUGGUGAGUAAGCAACAAAAACAUAAAUUCCUUUAAACAAUGUUUUAAAAUAAUGAUUCCAAGAUGAACAAGUGUAAUACUUGUUGAGAUUACAAAGUACUGUACUAGGAUAAAUAUGCAGGUCAGUGUUUUUUUUUAAUUUUUAUAGAUGGCUUCACAAUGAAUUUAUAAUAGUGUUUCAUGUGGAUAUAAUCAUGUAGUAUUGACUUUUGAAUCUCCAUUUUGCUUUUUAAGUUCUUGUUGCAUCUUAUUAAUCUAUAUUUUAAAAUUUCAUUUAUGUUCAAAAUAAAUAGAAAAAAAAUUGGGUAAUCUUUGAAAGUAAUUUUCAUGCAAAAUGAUAUACCCGUGUACACCGUAAUUCCACAAUUAACUUGAGAUUGAGUAUGAACAUAUUUACUUUAAAUAGUCUUGCAAUAAAAUGCUAUCUGGACUCGAGGCCCAGACUAGAACUACCUUCCUGGCCCUCUGGCUACAGUCACCUCCCAAAAAACUUUACCAGAAUUUAAGUUCAAUGGGAUGGACAACUACACAAUGGACUAUGCCACAGGUGGGUUGAGUGUGGGCCGCAUGUGGCCGACAGAAAUUUUUUUUUCCGAAAAAAAUGAAUUAAAAACCCUAAGUGUGCGGCCCCCUAGAAAACACCUUGCUUUUUACGACCUGACGCCGAUCAUAUGUAAAAAGCAACGUUAAAACUGAGAAAAAAGUGGUGUAAAAGCAGUGCUUUGAGGUUUUUGGAAGCAGACUGGACACAUCAAAGUUUGGGUGCAGCCCUCAGUGUUAAAUCAAAAAUUAGCUUUGGCCCUUUGACCGAUUUUUAUGUCCACCCCUGAAUUACGCUGUAUUUUUUUUUUUUUUUUUCAUUUACUGAUUGUACUCUGCAUAUAUUUGUUUCCGGCAUUGAUAGAUUCUUCAUGUGGUUCAAAUUAAUUUGGUAAUCUUUGAGCAUCUUCUACAUUAUCUACUUAUUGUGCCACCCUGGAACUCACCUCUCUGUCUUAUUUUUAGGCACAAACUACUGAUUUUUUUUCCCAAGUCCAUUUACAUUUGAUGUUCUGUAUAUAUAUAUGUACAGUUUGAUGUUCUGUAUAUAUAUAUAUGUACAGUUAGUCAAAAACACACUUAAACAGUAAAUUUCUGAUUGCUUUUAAGUAACACAAAAUUAAGCCAAAUUUGGUAGCUAUGCAUAUUGUAAUGCUUUUAACUAUGCAUGUUUUAAUUAAGUUUUGAUGUAUCUAAGUAUUUAAAACUUGUGUCUGCAUAAACAUACAGUAGUAAGAAACCAGGCACACUUUUCAAAAUAUUUAUCAUCACCACCAUGUUUUUGUACAGUUCAAUCCUAUUGUAAAAUUGAAUACUUUUGAUUGACUUAAUCUAUCCAUUUCAUAAUGCUUAUCUGUGAUUGGUUCAAUCAUUUUCACUACUAAACAGCUUGUUUGUGAUUGGUCGACGAUCUUAUUUUUCUUGUAAAAUUUCUCAACCUGAUUGGUUCAACAAAAGUGCUUUGUUGAUGAAUAAAAUGUUUCAUGAAAGCAACAUAAA